Molecule: messenger RNA, 1264 nt
Organism: Cervus elaphus (red deer)
Lineage: Eukaryota; Metazoa; Chordata; Mammalia; Artiodactyla; Cervidae
Gene: ESX1
Product: ESX homeobox 1
Exons: 4
Coding region: 311-1102 (263 amino acids)
Biological process (GO): regulation of transcription by RNA polymerase II
Molecular function (GO): DNA-binding transcription factor activity, RNA polymerase II-specific; RNA polymerase II transcription regulatory region sequence-specific DNA binding
Source: RefSeq, a predicted model, not a curated record
UCACAUGCACUCGCCCUAUUUUACUUCCACGCCCUGGCCCCAACCGCAGACCCACGGGCCCCACCUACCCCCACGAGAGGCAAUGUGAAAACUACUAGGGGGCGUCUAUCCGACUCCAGCGGGUGCACUUUGAACUUGCGGAAGGCAACAAACCUCUAUAUAAGGCGCGCAGCCCCAGUAUCUGCGCCAGAAGAGGUUCCGGCGCCAGAAGAGCACCGCUGGAGACCUCUGGUCCCAACUCGAGCCCAGAUCGUCGGAUCGCCACACCCCCAGCGCAGAGUCCGCAGAAGCGCAGGCUUUCAUCGACAGCAUGGAUAGCAGCCACUUUGACAUAGGAUUCCACAACUUGGGAAUCGACGAGGACGAAGAACUGCAUGAUGUGGAGCCUACCCUGAUCUCGGAGGUUUUAAUUGGAGUGGAAGAUGAAACUCGGUCCUCACCUGAGCCCGGAGAAGCAGCUGCAGCCGCAGCCGCAAACUACUUUGGCGAGGCGGACUCCAACCUCCUGGACGACGAAGACGGCGAGGAAGAUGAAAACGGUGAGGGCGACGGCGGCGAUUUUGAGCCCCCGCUGCAGCAGGAGGAGCCGGCCCCCCUGGCCAUUCAGGGGCCCCAGAUUGUGGCGAGAAAGCCGCGCCGCUGCCGUACUGUUUUCACCCCGUUGCAGCUGCUGGAGCUGGAGCGAGUUUUCCGCCACAUUCAAUACCCCGACGUGUUUGCACGAGAGGAGAUUGCAAGACGUCUGAAUUUGGCUGAAAGAAGAGUGCAGGUUUGGUUUCAAAACCGAAGGGCCAAAUGGAGAAGAUACCAGAGGGCACUGAUGUUUAGAAAUCUGCACCCUGUUGCCUUGGGCCACCCUGUGGGGGUAAUCUUUAAUGGGCCUUAUCGCAUAGUCCCUGUUAUGGAGCCUGCAUGGAGAUGCAUUCCUGCAGUGCCAUGUCCAGGUCUGCCCCCUGGGGUACUCCCACCACCUGUGCUACCCGCACCUCUGCCACCCAGGCCAUGGGAGAUGCCUUUGCCACCCCCGGUACCUAUGCCUCACUUUGCUCUGGCCCCUAUAGGUGUGGCAUGGGCCCCUGUCAUCAAUGGUCAUUUUAUAUAGGCCCCAUUUUCUGAAUAUGUUAUUCAGACAGUUUUCCACAGCGUGUUUCUGCUAGAUAUACAUUGUGCAGAGCAAAUAAAAAACCUGUUAAAUGAAAUGAGUGAAAGUACAAAAUGAGUGUCAGUUGUUUCGGGAGGGCACAUUGUGUUUUCAAUAAAGAGA